Lolium perenne is the source of this 381-nucleotide messenger RNA. The record is from RefSeq and is a predicted model, not a curated record. Lineage: Eukaryota; Viridiplantae; Streptophyta; Magnoliopsida; Poales; Poaceae.
UUGAUUGUUCAUAGUUCAUGAUAACUAACCUCGUCCUUGCCCUUGUUUGCUUUGUAGGCAAAUUUCAACAUGGACACAGAGUCGGAAGACAUCCAGAAGGCUUGCUAUGACAUACUGCGGAAAGUGUCAAAGAACAGGCGCUACAUCCUGAAAAGGGACUACUUCGACAAAGUACCAGCAAAUGAAGUCAGCAUCAAGUCCCCUGUUAAGGAUGUCUCAGAUGAAGAAUGGGAAGCUCUAACUGCUCUGUGGGUAACCCCAAGACACAGGAACACAUGUACCAAGAACAAGGACAGUCGUGCUGCGGUCAAAUUUGGCCAAAAGACUGGCUCUCGUAGCUAUGCUGCUCAUCUGUAUGCAACUAUAAGAACACUCUUAUAG